AUGCCGUCUCCAAAACCAGACCCUUCGACAUCUCCUCUGGCGCCAGGAUCACCCAUCAAUGUUCUGACAACAGACAGUCCCAUCGAAGCUGAAGAAGCAAGGGCGGAAGAGGAGGACGAUGGAUACGACGAUGAUCAAGUCAGCAACAGCUCUACAUCAAUCAGCUCCAGUAUCCGAAACCAUACUUUCGAGGAUGGAAUUAGAUACCACAGGUUUCAUGAUGGUCAAUACGCCUUUCCAAACGAUGAGAAUGAGCAAAAUCGGGAUGACAUGAAGCAUGCAAUGACUUUGCUACUGUGCGGCCAGAGACUUCAUUUUGCGCCUAUUGGAGACAGUCCGCAAAGAAUCAUCGACCUAGGGACCGGGACUGGGAUCUGGGCGAUCGAAAUGGCAGAUACAUAUCCAUCAGCAGAAGUAGUCGGAAUUGAUCUGAGUCCUAUUCAACCUGCUUGGGUGCCACCGAACCUUCGAUUCCUCGUUGACGACCUUGAAGAUGAAUGGAUCUAUCCCGAAAACCAUUUCGACUAUAUCCAUGUUCGGCAUACUCUCCACUCUAUCAGGAAGCCAGCUGCGUUAAUGGAACGAGCGAUGAAACAUACCAAGCCCGGGGGGUGGGUCGAAUUCCAAGAACUCCACUACUACCCACACUGUGACGACGAGUCUCUCAAUCGACCAUAUGCGGUGCGUGAAUGGCUCGAAUAUGUGCGUGAUGGUGUUGCGAGUUUCGGAAGCGAUUUAAAUGGCGUGACGAAAUUGCGAGCGACGAUGGAAGCGGCUGGGUUCAUCAACAUCGAAGAACAAAUCUUGCGCUGCCCCAUUGGGACAUGGCCGAAGAAUAGGACGCUCAAACUUGCCGGCCUGUACUGGAGAACGGCGAUCUCUGAUGGUCUGAUGAGUGUUGCUAAGAGGCCGAUGGAGAAAGGACUUGGUUGGACUGUGCCAGAGAUUGAGGUGUUUCUUGUGGGUGUGAGGAAAGCGUUGCAUGACUCGUCGUUUCAUUCCUACAUGCCGCUGCAUAUGUUGUACGGCCAGAAGCCGCCGGAACCUAUCACAAGAACUGAUUUCCAUGAUGCCGCGACGGAAGCAUGA
This is a messenger RNA of Cadophora gregata, 1089 nucleotides long. RefSeq lists its product as uncharacterized. Gene Ontology annotation, molecular function: methyltransferase activity. The record is from RefSeq and is a predicted model, not a curated record. The coding region runs from base 1 to 1089 and encodes 362 amino acids. NCBI's taxonomy places the organism in Eukaryota, Fungi, Ascomycota, Leotiomycetes, Helotiales, Ploettnerulaceae. The transcript is spliced from 5 exons.